Messenger RNA from Meloidogyne enterolobii, 977 nucleotides. Lineage: Eukaryota; Metazoa; Nematoda; Chromadorea; Rhabditida; Meloidogynidae. The record is from the annotation of a GenBank genome assembly.
AUGCAACAUAAUAAAUAUUUAUUAAGACAAGUCUUUCAACAAUAUUUAAUCAAAAAUUUAUUUUUUAUAUUUUAUUUAUUAAUUACAAAUUUAAAUUAUUUGAAUGCUUUUCCUCAAUGCAAUUUAGGCCUUAAAUUGUUUAGUGUUGAAAGAGGAUCUGCUUUAUGUGCUAAAUUUGUUCCUUUUGAAUGUGUUGGUUUAUGUGAAUGGGUAGAGGCAGAUGGGGAUGUUGGUGGAGGGGGAGGUGGAGGGGGAGGGUGUACUUUAAGUUCCCAUUAUUCUGCUUUUCGUGGUUUACGUACUUAUAUGAGUGGAUUUGUUUUGAAUGAUCAAAGUUUUCUUGUCCAAUGUUGUGCUUCUUUGGCUACAAAUGUUAAUUUAGGGAAAGAAAAUGAGCCUAAUUGUCGUUGGAGUGAAGAAAUAAAUACUGUAGUAGAUAAACCGACAUUGAGGUUGGAUUUUCCGUUGGAAGAAAAUGAAUAUUUUAGAGAUUUAAAAGGAAUUCGAUUAAAUAAUGGGGCAGCUAAAAUACAAGCAGAAAUUUGUCAAUUUUCUUUACAAAGAAAUAAUUGUGACAGAAAAAAAAUGUCUGAUGAAGAAAGUCAUCAAUAUUCCCUUUUAUUAUUGAGGCUGCAAAGAGCUAAAGAUUUUUUUCAAAAUAGGAAAGGUGUGAAAAUGUUAAAUUCUGGUUCUUCUUCUAAUAAAGAGGAAAUAAUUGAAGAAGAAAUAAAUAGGUAAUGGAAAAAAUUCUGAUUUUAAAUAUUCUGAUUAUAGUAAAGGAAUUAAAUUAUUUUACAAAAAUUAUUUUGAUUUUUCUCUUUUCAACUACCAUAUCUAAUCUUAAUUUAUAUAUUUUAAUACCUUUUCUCGAUUACCCUCACUCAAAUGCCCUACCACAUGUUGAAAUCUCAAAACUCGAAUAAUUGUACACCUUAGAUUAAAUACCCCUCUAGUUGCAGAUUGAAAAAAAUUACCAA